This is a messenger RNA of Drosophila eugracilis, 1731 nucleotides long. RefSeq names its product organic cation transporter protein. Gene Ontology annotation, molecular function: transmembrane transporter activity. The record is from RefSeq and is a predicted model, not a curated record. Gene Ontology annotation, biological process: transmembrane transport. The transcript has 6 exons. NCBI's taxonomy places the organism in Eukaryota, Metazoa, Arthropoda, Insecta, Diptera, Drosophilidae. Bases 43 to 1665 code for a protein of 540 amino acids.
AUCAGUUUCUAAUUGGCGUUCGGUGCAGUUUCAAGUAUUGAAAUGGAUCUCCAAAGUGUCCUGGAGAAAUGUGGAAACUUUGGCCCAUAUCAAAUUCUGCUGCUUGCCCUCUUUGGAUACACAAAUAUAGUGUCUUCGCUUCAUUACUUUUCCCAGACAAUCAUUAGUUUUACACCUUCGCACAGAUGUUCCCCACCGAUAGAUGACAUCAAGCCGAAUUAUACAUCUCUGCUUACCUGUAGUGUUAUCCAUUACGAUAAAGAUCAGUCCUCUUUUCGGGAUUACAAGUGCACCUCCUGGGAUUUCGAAAAAGAAAGCGAUUACGAGAGUGUAACCACAGAGCUCGAGUGGGUCUGUGAUGAUGCAUUUAAACUGGCAGUAGGUCAAUCCUUCUUCUUUAUUGGAUCAGCCCUAGGCAGUAUAUUCUUCGGCUAUUUAGCCGACCGGAUUGGAAGGCUGCCUGCCUGCGUUUUGUCAACUUUGACAGGAGCCUCUGGAGAUUUCUUCACCUCCUUCGUGGGAGGUCUGCCUUGGUUCUCCUUCACACGCUUCAUAUCCGGUCUCUCGAUGGAUACCCAAUAUGUUCUGAUGUACAUUUUAGUUUUCGAGUACUUGAGUCCACAGCAUCGCACCUUUGGUCUAAACAUCAUUCUGGGAGUCUUUUAUUGCUUUGGUCUAAUGAUAUCCCCUUGGAUAGCAAUUUGGCUGGGCAACUGGCGCAGUUACCUAUGGGCGGCAUCUCUUCCUGCCUUGGGAAUGCUCCUGUUCCCCGUUUGUCUCCACGAAAGCGUGGAGUGGUUGUUGACAAAAGGAAAAUUUGACAAGGCAGUUAACAAUUUAAAAAGUGUUGCCAAAUUCAAUGGUCGUCAAGUGGGUGACUCUGUUUUCGAGGAGUUCGUAAAACAUUACCGCGAAAAGCUAAGCAAUUCUCAGAAUAAAUCCACAGACACCUUUAUGGGCAUGCUAAGGACUCCAAGAAUGAGAAAGUUUACAAUAAUACUAUUGAUAAAAUCAAUGAUCGUUACCAUAACUUUUGAUAUCCUAAGUCGCAAUGUGGAAGGUGUGGGAAUAUCACCUUUUAAACUUUUUUCUUACUCCGGAUUCUGCUACCUACCUGCCGGCCUUACAAUAAUCUUAUUCCAGAACAAGAUCGGACGAAAGGGCAUGGCCUGCGCCUCACUUUUUGUUGGAGCCAUUAUUACGGCAGCCACUGGAUACUUGGUGGCCACUCUGGAUUCCGCAGAUUACUCUGUCCUCUUGGGAUUCAUGGUGAGCCUUGGAAGAUACGGAGCGGUGGUGGCUUACGAUGCUGAGGCCCAGUACGCAGCAGAGAUUAUACCAACAAGUGUUCGGGGAAGAGGAGUAGCCAACAUCCACGUGAUAGGCAACGCCUUCGCCUUUUUCAGCUCAUACGUUAUCUACUUGGGAACAUUCUACAGGCCACUGCCUUCGCUUUUGAUUAGCUUUGUUCUCUUGAUUGGCGGCUGUUUAUGUCUGGCCCUUCCAGAAACUUUGCAUAAACAACUCCCACAAACUCUGGAGGAGGGCGAGGUAUUUGCCAAGGGGGAGAAAUGGUACUUUUUUCCCUGCUUUUCGCGGAGGCAGGAAACAAUUAAAUCAGCAUCUCAGUUGGAGUCUGCUAACGAAGCAACAAAGAAAAUAUAAUAAAUGUAUUAGAUUUAUAGUAAAAGCAUUAACUAUUAAUAAAGAUAAAUAUAAACAAUAUCAAAA